GGCUGAUUAAAUCGGGUGAUUUAAUAUUGUGAUUAUAUGAUUACUUAAUUACUUAAUCAGUAUAUAAAAAUUAUUAAACUUAGUGCUUGAACAAUGCUUUCAACUUACGAUGUUUAGCUAAUAGUUUAUCUUUCUUUCUUUUUCCACAUCACUUUUUUUGAACCUAACUAUUAUGGCUUUACUAGAGAAGGAAAACGAAAAUUACGAUGAACAGAAUGAUAAUAAUGAUUAUUAUAGUACAGCUCCCAUGUCAAUGGGCCUUGGACCAUCUAGUCCUCAAUUAUCAUCAGAUACUCAACCUAAUUUAGCAUUUCAACAUAAUCAACAAAAUCAAUCGCCACGAAUGAUCAUAAUUCAUCCCCCUAAAAAUAUAUUUCGUAGACUGUUCGACAAUUUUCUUUGGUUUUGUUUAUGGAAUAUCAAAGCUGUGAUAUCUGCUGCCUCCCUUGCCUUUACGUUUGUCUUCCUAAUCACUUUAAACGCUGAUCACCAAAAAGAAGUUGAAAUUUAUAUGUCAGAUGCGGCACGAAAAAUCAAAGAAUGCAGUUUGAAAUAUAUUGAAAAUAGAUGCAAUCCAGCUACAAGAGCACCUUAUCUGGAAGAAAAUUGUACCUUUUGGGAAAAUUGUAUGAAUCAAGAUCCAAAUAAUAUUGUUAAAUCGUCAGAAAUUUACGCCAAACAAUUUGCUAGAAUAAUUUCGAUAUUCCUCGAAAAUUUAUCAUAUGAAGCAAGAAUAAUGGUGUUCAUUUUUCUUGCUAUUAUCUUUUGCUAUAUAGCUAUUAAGCAUCAUAGAUAGAUUUGAACAAAGAUCAGCUAUUCCUUAAAAAAAAAUUAUAAUUGAACAAAGUAAUAUACAGUAAAUAAUUCAACAAUAUAGAAUAUUUAAUAACUAAUACGUUACAUGUAUAAUAAUUAGAUUUU
Messenger RNA from Rhizophagus irregularis DAOM 181602=DAOM 197198, 921 nucleotides. The record is from RefSeq and is a predicted model, not a curated record. NCBI's taxonomy places the organism in Eukaryota, Fungi, Glomeromycota, Glomeromycetes, Glomerales, Glomeraceae.